GGCGGAUGUACCACUGAAUAUUGUGCACGGGAGAUUAAAGAAAUGAAAAUGGAGUCGGUGGAUGGAGACUGUAGGCAGUGGGACGAAGACUCAUACAGAGACAGCAUAUUGGAGGAGAGGGAAUCGCAUUCUCUUACUAUCUUCCGAACGGUCUUCUCACCGUCUCCGAUCAAUCAAAACCCUAAGUUCAUCGUCGCUGCUUCUAGCGACGGUUCCAUUGCAUCUUAUUCCUUGUCCUCUCUAAUCUCAUCCCUCCCAUUGGGUUUCGGAAAUUAUAGGGCUCAAAAUUUAUUUGCAGCGGAACCGAUUUGUUUACUUCACGGGCAUGAUGGACCUGCUUAUGAUGUUAAGUUCUAUGGUGAAGGUGAAGAUUCUUUGUUGUUGAGUUGUGGCGAUGAUGGUCGAAUUCGAGGAUGGAAGUGGAUGGAUGUUUUGGAAGCAGAGCAGGAUAGUUUGUCGCAAGGUGGCCUGUCGAAGCCGCAGCUUGACUUGGCAAAUCCUCAACAUAAAGGUCCUUGGGGUGCUCUUUCCCCUAUACCUGAAACUAAUGCUAUUGCCGUUGAUACUCAGGGGGGUUCGAUAUAUGCAGCUGCUGGUGAUUCCUGUGCCUAUUGUUGGGAUGUGGAAAAAUCUCAAAUCAAACUGACUUUCAAAGGGCAUGCUGGUUAUCUACAUUCUGUUGUCGCCCGAAAUUCUUGUAAUCAGAUUAUAACUGGCUCGGAGGACGGAACGGCCAGAAUAUGGGAUUGUAGAACUGGAAAGUGCACUCAAGUUAUUGAACCUGGGAAAGACAAGAAAUCUAAGGAGUUCUUUUCGUAUAUCAGUUGCAUUUCUCUUGAUGCUAGUGAAAAGUGGUUGGGUUGUGGCAGUGGGCGAAAUUUGUCUGUGUGGAAUCUUUCUGCUGCUGAAAAAAUUUCAGGGAUCUCAACUCGUGCUUGCAUCCAAGAUAUAUGCUUUGAUGAUAAUCAAAUAUUAGCUGUGGGAGCUGAAUCGGUGCUGAGUCGGUAUGACAUCAAUGGUGCCAUGCUUUCUCAGAUACAAUGUGUACCACGGUCGGCAUUUUCCGUUUCCUUGCAUCCAUCGGGUGUUAUUUCGGUUGCUGGUUACGGUGGGGUGGUCGAUGUUAUCUCUCAAUUCGGAAGCCAUUUAUGCUCGUUUCGAUGUCAAGCCUAUUUGGGAGUUUUUUCGAAAACAGUUCAAGACACAAAGGUAAGAAAAGAGAGUGAAGACAUUGAAAAAGUGAAAGAGGAUAGGGCUCCACCUAUAAAACCUAGUGAUGGGCAAAGGGGAAUGCAUUGCUGGGACCAAUUUGAGCACAGCCUUUUUCUUUCACUCGCACUCACAUUCCCCUCAACUCCACGGCCACCCGAGGAGUUUGAGAAAACCCUAAAAAGCCUCCCUAAAAAUCUCUCACUUUCUCUCUCAAUCUUUCCACCAAUCUUCAAAUCAGUCAUGGCAGGCGUAACACCAGAAGGUUCUCAGUUUGAUACUCGCCAAUUUGAUACAAAAAUGAAUGAGCUGCUGUCAACCGACGGGCAGGACUUUUUUACUUCAUAUGAUGAGGUUUAUGAUAGUUUUGAUGCUAUGGGUCUGCAAGAAAAUCUUUUGAGAGGCAUUUAUGCAUAUGGUUUUGAAAAACCAUCAGCAAUUCAGCAGAGGGGAAUUGUCCCUUUCUGCAAGGGUCUUGACGUAAUCCAACAAGCUCAAUCUGGAACAGGGAAGACUGCAACCUUUUGCUCUGGUAUCCUUCAACAACUCGACUACAAUGUCGUCGAGUGUCAGGCCUUGGUUCUGGCACCUACCCGUGAACUUGCACAGCAAAUUGAAAAAGUUAUGCGAGCACUUGGGGACUAUCUUGGUGUGAAGGUCCAUGCUUGUGUUGGUGGAACCAGCGUUCGUGAAGACCAGCGCAUUCUCUCGGCUGGUGUCCAUGUUGUUGUUGGUACUCCUGGUCGUGUCUUUGACAUGCUCAGGAGGCAGUCACUUCGUGCUGAUUACAUCAAGAUGUUUGUGUUGGAUGAAGCUGAUGAAAUGCUUUCCAGAGGUUUCAAGGAUCAGAUUUACGAUAUCUUCCAGUUGUUGCCGUCAAAGGUUCAAGUUGGAGUGUUCUCUGCAACAAUGCCUCCAGAAGCCCUUGAGAUCACAAGGAAGUUCAUGAACAAACCCGUGAGAAUUCUCGUCAAGCGCGAUGAACUCACUCUCGAAGGUAUCAAACAGUUCUACGUGAACGUCGAAAAGGAAGAAUGGAAGCUCGAAACCCUCUGCGAUCUCUACGAAACCUUAGCCAUAACCCAAAGUGUCAUCUUUGUCAACACCCGAAGGAAGGUCGAUUGGCUAACCGACAACAUGCGUAGCCGUGACCACACCGUCUCCGCCACUCACGGAGACAUGGACCAGAACACCCGAGACAUCAUCAUGCGUGAAUUCCGUUCCGGGUCGUCUCGCGUUCUCAUCACUACCGAUCUUUUGGCUCGUGGUAUCGACGUCCAACAGGUGUCGCUCGUGAUCAACUACGACCUUCCAACACAGCCUGAGAACUACCUGCAUCGUAUCGGUCGAAGUGGUCGGUUCGGAAGAAAGGGUGUGGCUAUAAAUUUUGUGACAUUGGAUGAUGAAAGGAUGCUUGCAGAUAUUCAGAAGUUUUACAAUGUGAUGGUGGAGGAGCUGCCAUCAAAUGUUGCUGAUCUGAUCUGAUCUGAUCUGCUCUGCUGAAUUAGAAAGAGAUUUUGGGAUGAAAAAAGGUUAGUUUUUGAAAUCUAUUAUCGGUUUUGUUUGUUUAAGUUAUUAUUAUUAUUAUGAUGAUGAAAGACUUUUUUUGAGAGAUAUUAUGCUGAGGUGGCAAUUGCAAUUGCCAGGUGUCAGUUCAUGUUUGUACCCUAAAGUUUCUUUUGGCCCUACAAGUGUAUGGAUUUGUUUAUUUUUAUUUCUUUUUGCA
This is a messenger RNA of Cynara cardunculus var. scolymus (artichoke), 2935 nucleotides long. Its product is annotated as DEAD-box ATP-dependent RNA helicase 28-like. Lineage: Eukaryota; Viridiplantae; Streptophyta; Magnoliopsida; Asterales; Asteraceae. Gene Ontology annotation, cellular component: THO complex; transcription export complex. Gene Ontology annotation, molecular function: protein binding; RNA helicase activity; nucleic acid binding. The record is from RefSeq and is a predicted model, not a curated record. The transcript has 20 exons. The coding region runs from base 43 to 2694 and encodes 883 amino acids. Gene Ontology annotation, biological process: mRNA export from nucleus.